AUGUCGAUGGAAGAGAGCAUCAGCUUGGAGGAGACCAACAAGAUCCGUAUAUCCUUAGGUCUCAAGCCGCUGACAGACGAUAGUGGCCCUGCGGACGACAACGAAAAGCAAGCUCAGGACAACUACGCGAAGCAGCGAGAAAGAGAGACCAAGGAGCGAGAAGCAAAGCGAAUUCAGGACAAUAUCGCAAAGGUGAGAAACCGGAGAGAGCUCAAUGCGAAGCUGAAAGGUUCGACGCUGGGUGAUGCGGACGGCGACGUAGACGACACCUUGAGAUGGAUCAAGAAAAGCAAGAAGAGGGAGAAAGAGUUGGUGAGGAAACGGCAGGAAGAGCUUGAACACAUGGAUAAGGUCUUCCAGGACGAGUACACUGAAAAGGACCUCGCCGGAUUGAAAGUUAGCCAUGACUUCGAGGAGAUGGACGAAGGCGAGGCUCGUAUUCUCACGCUGAAGGACAGUCGCAUACUCGACAACGAAGAGGACGAGCUACAGAAUGUAGAGCUAGCGGAGAAUGAAAAGACCAAGAAGAACAACGAAAUGAAGAUCAAGCGACGGGAUUAUACGGGCUACGAUGACGACGAAUUCACGCCUGGACAAGCUGGCAUGAAGCGAUCUCUUCUUUCCAAGUAUGACGAGUUUCUCGAAGGCCCGAAGGAGACGGACUUCCGCCUAGGCAGUUCUACAGCAUCAAUGUCUCAACUCAAAGAAGCCAAGAAAGAGGGAGGUAUUACUUCUGUCAACAAAUCUUUGCUGUCCAUAGAUUACGCCAAAAAUAAUGAAUUGACUGAUUAUAUGAAGGAAGGCGAUGUCGGGUUCAAGAAGCUUAAGACCAAGAAGAAACGGACGUCGCGUAGAGUGGCAGAUGAAUAUGACAUCCCUUCAACAAACGGCGAUGACCAGAUGCAGGUAGACGAGAAGCCGAUUGCCCCACGACCACGUAAUCUGGAUACCAAUUUCGUAGAUGACGAUGAGCUGCAAGCGGCCCUUGCUCGCUCGAGGCGUGCAAAGCUACAGAAGACCAAGAAAUUGUCGCCGGAGGAGAUCGCGAGGAAAAUCGCUGAGGAGCGUACGAAAACGGAGGCAACUCAUGGCGACGGCAUCAUCAACGUGGACGAUGAUGGCGACGCGGAUGGCGAGGGCGGUCUGACCUUCGAUGACACCUCAGAAUUUGUGCGUGCCAUCACAUACGAGCCGGUCACAGUCAAGAAGGAACCACCUCCAGAGAGCGAAAUCACGAGCGCUCCAUCUAUUCCUCAUGUACCAUCUACCGGCCGUUCUCCAUCUGCCGACGCAAAGAUGGAAGAUGGCGACCAAGUCAUGGAGGAACUCGAGGCUGGUGAGGUCAUUGUGAAGGAAGAGGAAGAUGACGAGGAGAUGCUCAAUGCUAUCGAGAAUGCCAUCAGGCAGACGGAAGCCGAGGAGCAGGCUAUAGCUGAAAAUCUAGAGGUGCCUAUGGGCACAUCCUCCGAGCAGAACUACAGUUCCGGUCUUGCGUCUACGCUCAACAUCCUCCGAAGUCAGGGAAUUCUUGCUACCCCUAAUGCCGAUCAAAUGGAACGAGAACGGGUACAGCUACAGCGCGAUCUCUGGCUUGCUGACUACCGCAGACUAAUCGCUCAGCGUGAGCUCGAGCGGACCAAGAUGCGUGGGGGGAACAGGGACCAGGCGACGCGUGAGUAUGAAAAUCGGCUGCGCGAGCAGCAGGAGGCUCGUCAGAAUCUAGACGCGUACAAGAACUACAAGCCGGAUGUCAACAUCGUGUAUUAUGAUGAGUUUGGCCGGGAGCUCACGCCCAAGGAAGCUUGGAAGGCGCUAUCCCACAAGUUCCACGGGAAGGGCUCUGGUCGUAUGAAGACGGAGAAGCGUUUGAAGAAGAUCGCCGAGGAAAAGAAGAAAGAGGCAAUGGCAAGUGGAGACACGCCACUCAGCAUGAACCAGGCGUUCCAGCUCCGACAAGAGAAGGCUGGUCAAGCGCACUUCGUUCUGUCCGUCGGUAAUCGAGGAGCGGUGCCACAGGCUGCCGAGUUUCUCGACGCUCAGCCCCUGUCCAAAGGCAAGACGGAAAAGAAGAACAAGAAGAAGAACGCGGGCAAAGUAUCGACGCCACAACUUGAUGCUGGUGGUUUCAUGAUAGUACCCGCACCAUUAGCAAGCGGCAGCCCAUUGCCGAUAGACUCACCGGCGCUUGCUUCAGCUUCCACGAGCAAGGACUCCCCUGCUCCUCGACCGGGCUUCUCGCGGAUCUCAUCCGUCGCCGAGCCUGUCGAUUCAUCGAAGGGGGGUACGCCUGUGCCCAGUGACCGGACCAAGCUGGUUAUCGGACUCGGGACGAAGAGAAAGGCGAAUGGUGAAGCGCAGGGCUCGCCGCCCCCGAAGAGGAGAUGA
Messenger RNA from Postia placenta MAD-698-R-SB12, 2385 nucleotides. RefSeq lists its product as hypothetical. NCBI's taxonomy places the organism in Eukaryota, Fungi, Basidiomycota, Agaricomycetes, Polyporales, Adustoporiaceae. The transcript has 10 exons. The record is from RefSeq and is a predicted model, not a curated record. Gene Ontology annotation, cellular component: U4/U6 x U5 tri-snRNP complex. Bases 1 to 2385 code for a protein of 794 amino acids. Gene Ontology annotation, biological process: mRNA cis splicing, via spliceosome; maturation of 5S rRNA.